UGUUGCCGCCCACUUUUCCUCAGAGUUUCUGCACAGUUCUUCCCAUUAAGCUGCUUUACAAAGACUCAGAGCGGGGACAAAGAUGGCAUCCCAGCAGCUCUAUCUGAGGUUAACAGGGCUGGCUGUGGUGGUGACGCUGUUGGCACUGAGAGAUGUAACCGGUGAGAGCAGCUUGCACAAGGUCUUGAGGAAAAGAGACGUGGCAGGAGCUGGUACUACCCUGUCAAAGGCCUCGGUUGCCGUCCCCCCCUCCAAGGCUCAGGAUUUCCUGGCCAAGCUGAGCAGAACCAAGAGGUACAUCUGGGAUCGCAGCAGACCCGACGUGCAGCAGUGGAUCAUGCAGUUUAUGUACAUGGGUUAUGAUGAGCAGAGGCUAGAGGCUGACCUGUCGUACUGGAUGGACCAGGCACGCUCCAAUGAUCAAGGGCGUCAGCAUCACUACGACGAAAACGCCCCCAUUGGCCCCCGUGACCACAGCUCUUACAGACACGGCGCCAAUGUCAACUACGACUACUAUUAACUCCAGUGACACACAACACAGGCCACAGCUUGUGUGAAGGGUCACAGGGGUUUGUUUCUUCUUGCAAGUUAGUCCUCAGCCUCGUCUGUGAUAGUUUGUUAAGUCAUAACCUGAUGUUCAGUGCAUCCUUCAGUGUAACCUGUUCUCUUACUAUCAAAUAUAGAAAUAAAGAUGGACAAAGUCUUGGCUUUUUGUAAAUAAAUAUGUUGCUCCGCACUAA
Hippoglossus stenolepis (Pacific halibut) is the source of this 740-nucleotide messenger RNA. It is a transcript of the gene ecrg4a, whose product is annotated as ECRG4 augurin precursor a. The transcript has 4 exons. The record is from RefSeq and is a predicted model, not a curated record. Gene Ontology annotation, biological process: anaphase-promoting complex-dependent catabolic process; central nervous system development; cellular senescence. Lineage: Eukaryota; Metazoa; Chordata; Actinopteri; Pleuronectiformes; Pleuronectidae. Bases 83 to 520 code for a protein of 145 amino acids.